Molecule: messenger RNA, 1568 nt
Organism: Chlamydomonas reinhardtii
Lineage: Eukaryota; Viridiplantae; Chlorophyta; Chlorophyceae; Chlamydomonadales; Chlamydomonadaceae
Exons: 3
Coding region: 46-882 (278 amino acids)
Source: RefSeq, a predicted model, not a curated record
ACUGAACACUACAGAUAUUGAAAGGGUUGAAGGCUCGCUAGCAAAAUGGCAAGCGCGAGUCCACCGAAGGCUGCACGUCCACUGACCUGGAUUGAUGACAUCAAUUUUAUGCUAGGUAGUGGUUACUAUGCACUUAACAUCGCGCUGACAGCUACCUAUGUCGUCGUCCGCGAGAACUACCGGCACAAGCCGCUCGCGAGCCAGAACAUGCUCAUUUUCGGCGAAGUCAACGACUUUGAGAGCUGGGAGCGCUACCUAGGCUUCCUGUGCGGCAUGUACGGGCUCUUCAGGGCCUACAAGGCACGCUCCCGGCAGGCGGCCAUCGCCUCGCUGGUUGACUACGCCCAGAUAUUCGUGGCGGUCAUGGCGCUGGUAUGCAGCCCCUUCCUGCUAGCCUACUACGUGAUUGCCUACCUCCUCAUCUACCUGCUGUUCCCGCAGCCCAUGCUGCCGCUGCAUGAGCGGCUGGACAAGCUGACGCCCGAGGCGGUGCUGGACGACGUGCGCACACCCGGCUGCGACACCACCUGGGUCAUCUACCACUACGCGCCCUACCACCGCGAGUGCCGCCUGGUGGCUCCAGUGGUGGCCGACCUGGCGGCGCGCUACGCCACCGACCGCCUCAAGUUCGGCGCCCUGGACGUGGGCGAGUUCACCAAGACCGCCCAGCGCCUGGGGCUGGACCUCAGCGCCGUCAGCCCCAGCCUGCCCGCCCUCAUCCUGUACGACAAGGGGGAGGAGGUGGCGCGGCUGCCGUACAAGCGCGGGCGCGGCGGGCUGGCGGGCGGCGGCUGGACGGGCAAGGAUGUGGUGAAGGCGUUUGAGCUGGACAUGCGGUACACGCGCUCGCUGCAGAAGGCGGAGGGCAAGAAGGCGCAGUAGUGCAGGAGGGGGCGCAGGAGUAGCGGGCAGGCGGGUGUGGGUGGUGCGUCAAGCCAAGGGGUAGUGGACCGGGGGGGGGGGGGCAGUAUGACUGGUGUGCUCAGUGCAGGUACCGGGUGGGCGGAGGUCGGCCCCGAGGGCGGCCGGGUGUGAGGAGGUAUACAGUAGGUUGGUGGCGGUGGUGGUGCACGGCCGUGUGACGGCGUUGCCAUACAUCUGGAAGCGCGCAUCGAUGCAUGAGAUGCAUGCAGCCGGUGACACACGAGGCGGCGGAGAGAUGCACGGCCGUGUUAUUGCCAGGGCUUGAGGGAGCUCAGGGCGCAGACGAGAUUGGGGUGGCUGUUGCGAGCAUGGCUGCGCCGACGGCCCGACCGAGCCGCCAGGUAGGGGGGCAGACGUACGGGCUGGUGCUGGCCUGGCUGUAUGACUGAGGGGGCUUCACUUGGUGCGCGUGCAGCUGUGGUUACAGCUUGAAACGAACGAGAAACCGUGCUACGGAACUGCUGAUGUGCACAGCUCGGGCUGCUAUGGCCCACGGGGAACACACUUCAAACCGUCUCGGUGUGUGCCGGUGCGUCGGUCGCCGCUGUUGCUGCAGCAUGGGCGCUUGGGUGCACUUGCAUAAUUGUUGUUGUGCCGUCCCUAAUCAAGGCUGUCACACGACAACUGUGUAAAGCGCUGGCUUC